GCCUGUGAGAUUACUGAUAACUGCCCAACUGUGCAGAUUUCCAAAUAACAGAAAGUGAAUGUGGAAAGUUCUCACUGGUCAGAUAUGGAGGACAGAAGACCUUGUCCAGAGGCCAGACCCAGGAAUCCCCACACUAAUCACAGAGGACCUGUGGAUGGAGAAUUACCAAGAGUUAGAAAUCAGGCCAACAGUCCAGCAGGCGGUGCUGUCAGGGGAGCCAGUCAUCCGGGAAGGCAUUCGAGGACCAAUAAUCAACCUCCUUGCCGGCAAAGGGAGGAGAGGUUUGCAGCCAUGGGCCGGAACCCACAUCAGGGAAGAAGGAACCAAGAGGGGCAUACCAAUGACGAGCCAAGAGGCCAGAGACAUGGUCAAGAGAAUGAUAACAGGCGGAGAAAUGGUAACCAGGAGGGAAGGAACCGAAGACCACCAUGGUCUGAUGAAAACUUCCAGCAGUGGCAUACUCCCCACCAGAAGCCAGCAGAACAGCCACCGCAAGUCAAAAAACUGGGCUACAAGUUCCUAGAAAGUCUUUUACAGAAAGACCCUUCUGAGGUGGUUAUCACACUUGCCACAAGUUCAGGGCUUAAGGAGCUUCUGUCUCACACAUAUAUGAAAUCCAGCUUCCUUGAGCUCAUCUGCCAGGUUCUUCAGAAGGCUUGCAGUUCCAAAAUGGACCGCCAGAGUGUUCUUCAUGUCCUGGGAUUACUGAAGAAUUCUAAAUUCCUCAAAGUUUGCCUACCGACUUAUGUAGUAAGAAUGAUCACUGAACCGGUCCCUGAAAUUCGAAACCAAUAUCCAGAACAUAUUAGUAACAUCAUCUCCCUCCUCCAGGACCUUGUGAGUGUCUUUCCUGCCAGCUCUGUGCAAGAAACUUCCAUGCUUAUUUCUCUCCUGCCAACUUCUCUUAAUGCCUUGAGAGCCUCUGGCAUUGACAUAAAAGAGGAGACAGAGAAGAGCCUAGAAAAAGUACAGACUAUCAUUGAACAUUUGCAGGAAAAGAGGCGAGAAGGUACAUUAAAAGUAGAUACCUACACUCUAGUGCAGUCAGAGGCAGAGGACCAGGUGAACUACCGAACAAUCCCCAUUUACCCUACCUACAAUGAGGUUCACCUAGAUGAGAAGCCAUUCCUUCGCCCCAACAUCAUUUCUGGAAAAUAUGACAGCACUGCCAUCUAUCUAGACACCCACUUCCGCCUCCUGCGAGAAGAUUUUGUCAGACCCCUGCGCGAAGGCAUUUUGGAACUUCUUCAAAGCUUUGAAGACCAAGGGCUGAGAAAAAGAAAGUUUGAUGAUAUCCGAAUCUACUUUGACACCAGGAUUAUCACCCCAGUUUGCUCAUCAUCAGGCAUUGUCUACAAGGUGCAGUUUGACACAAAACCACUCAAGUUUGUUCGCUGGCAGAAUUCCAAGCGAUUGCUCUAUGGGUCCUUGGUGUGCAUGUCCAAGGACAAUUUUGAGACAUUUCUUUUUGCAACUGUGUCCAACCGGGAUCAUGACGAUCUUUGCCACGGAUUUGUUCAACUAUGCUUCAAUGAGCAGAGUCGACAACUGCUAGCAGAUGUCCAGCCCUCUGACUCCUUCCUUAUGGUGGAGACGACUGCAUACUUUGAGGCUUAUCGGCAUGUCCUUGAAGGACUUCAGGAAGUCCAGGAAGAAGAUGUGCCCUUCCAAAGGAACAUUGUCGGUUGUGAUUCUCAUGUAAAGGAGCCACGGUAUUUGCUAAUGGGGGGUAGAUAUGACUUCACUCCCUUAAUAAAGAAUCCCUCAACCUUUGAGGAAUCUCUGAGGAAUGCAGAGAGCUCACAAUAUUCCAGCGUUAAUGUUUUAGAUCCCAGCCAGUGGCCUUCAAAAGAAACCCUGAAACUGGAUGACUCCCAGAUGGAAGCCUUACAGUUUGCUCUCACGAGAGAACUGGCUAUUAUUCAAGGACCACCUGGAACAGGCAAAACCUAUGUGGGUCUAAAAAUUGUGCAGGCCCUUCUAACCAACGAAUCCGUUUGGCAAAAUAACCAGAAGUUCCCCAUCUUGGUUGUGUGUUAUACUAAUCAUGCUUUGGACCAGUUUUUAGAAGGCAUCUACAAUUGUUUAAAGACCAAGUUCAUUCCAGUAGGUGGAAGGAUGAAACAACGCAUUACAGUUCUUGACCACCAGCCCAGCAUUGUGCGGGUAGGUGGGAGGAGCAACAGUGAAAUCCUGAAGCAGUUUACCUUGAGAGAGCUGAGGAACAAACGGGAAUUCCGCCGCAACCUCCCGAUGCACCUGCGAAGAGCCUACAUGAGCAUCAUGACAGAAAUGAAAGAGUCAGAGCAAGAAUUGCGUGAAGUAGCCCAGACCCUGGAGUGUACUAUGCGUGGUAUACUGCGAGAACAGCAUCUUGAGAAAUACAUCUCCCCACAGCAUUGGAAAAGCCUAAUAAAUGGGCCAAUACAGGAUACUGAUUGGGUUUGCUACCAAAGUGGAAAGCAUUCUAUGAUGCAGGAAUGGCUAGGCUUGGGAAUCAGUUCUUUUACCCAAAGUGUUGCUCCCGGAGGACCUGAAAAUACAGCCCAAGCAGAAGGGGAGGAGGAGGAAGAAGGAGAAGAGGAAGGCUCUCUGAUUGAGAUCACAGAGGAGGCUGACCUGAUUCAAGCAGACCGGGUGAUUGAGGAAGAAGAGGUUGUAAAGCCCCGGCGGUUGAAGAAGGAAGAGAAUGGAGCCAUCCAGGAGUUGGCUAAAGCGCUUCUGGCCAUAACGCUGGACAACUAUGGCCCAAGAAUAGCAGCUGGGCAUGAGCAAGCCACAGGAGAAUGGGAGAUGCAACGCAGCCAGAAAAGGAAAAUGAAGAACAGAGUAAAAGAAGAGCUUCGUAAACUGAACACCAUGACGGAGGCUGAGGCCAAUAAAAUCCAGGAUGUUUGGCAACUGGACCUGAGUUCUCGCUGGCAGCUUUAUAGGCUUUGGCUACAGAUGUACCAGGCCGAAAUGCGCCGCAGAAUACUCAACUCUGAGCGCCACUACCACAUAUGUGCCGAAAGAAUGACCGAACUGAGACUCCAAGAAGACCUGCACAUCCUAAAGGACGCCCAAGUUGUAGGAAUGACAACCACAGGUGCUGCCAAAUACCGCCAGAUCCUACAGAAGGUGGAACCUCCGAUUGUCAUUGUAGAAGAAGCUGCUGAGGUUCUUGAAGCACACACCAUUGCCACAUUGAGCAAAGCUUGUCAGCACCUAAUUUUGAUUGGGGAUCACCAGCAGCUGCGCCCCAGUGCCAAUGUGUAUGAUCUGGCUAAGAACUUCAACCUAGAGGUGUCCCUCUUUGAACGGCUGGUGAAAGCAAACAUUCCCUUUGUCCGUCUUAAUUACCAGCAUCGAAUGUGCCCUGAAAUAUCCCGACUUUUGACACCCCACAUUUACCAGGACCUGGAGAAUCAUCCCUCUGUUCUUAAAUAUGAGAAGAUUAAGGGGGUCUCUUCCAACCUUUUUUUUGUGGAGCAUAACUUUCCUGAACAGGAAAUCCAAGAAGGCAAAAGCCACCAGAACCCGCACGAGGCCUAUUUUGUUGUGGAGCUGUGCAAGUACUUCCUGUGCCAGGAAUACCUGCCCUCCCAGAUCACCAUCCUCACUACCUACACUGGGCAGCUCUUCUGCCUGCGCAGGCUCAUGCCUGCUAAGACAUUUGAUGGGGUCAAGGUACACGUAGUAGACAAAUAUCAAGGGGAAGAGAAUGACAUCAUUCUCCUCUCACUGGUGCGGAGUAACCCGGAAGGCAAGGUGGGUUUUCUCCAGAUUCCCAAUCGCACUUGCGUGGCCUUGUCCCGUGCCAAGAAGGGGAUGUAUUGCAUUGGGAAUAUGCAGAUGCUGGCCAAGGUGCCCUUGUGGAGCAAAAUAAUCCAUACUCUCCGAGAGAAUAAUCAGAUAGGCCCCACACUGCGCCUGUGUUGCCAAAACCACCCUGAAACCCACACCCUAGUAUCCAAAGCAUCUGAUUUCCAAAAUGUGCCCGAAGGAGGCUGUAGCCUACCCUGUGAGUUCCGCCUGAGUUGUGGGCAUGUCUGUACCCGAGCCUGUCACCCCUAUGACUCCUUACACAAGGAGUUCCAGUGCAGGAAGCCAUGCCAGAAAGUCAUUUGCCCAGAUGGGCACCGGUGUCCUCGUGAAUGCUUUGAAGAGUGUCAGCCGUGUCAGGUAAAAGUACCUAAGAUAAUUUCCCGCUGUAACCAUGAACAGAUGGUCCCUUGUUCUGUGCCUGAGGCAGAUUUCUGCUGCCAGAAACCAUGCCACAAAUUCCUGAAAUGUGGGCACAAGUGCAGUCGUCUGUGUGGCGAGGAGUGUGUGCGAAUAUGUUCAGAAAAGGUCACCGAGAAACUCAAGUGUGGGCACAGCCAGCAGGUGAAGUGUGGCAAUGUUAAAGACCUCAUGUUUGGCCUGCCUGUGGAGUGCACCACCAAGUGUGAAACCAUCUUGGCCUGCGGGCAUCCUUGCCCUGGCUCCUGCCACAGCUGUUUUGAAGGACGAUUUCAUGAACGCUGUCAGCAGCCCUGCCAACGUCUGCUCAUCUGCUCUCACAAGUGCCAGGAGCCAUGCAUUGGCGAGUGUCCACCCUGCCAGCGGACCUGUCAGAACCGCUGUGUCCAUAGCCAGUGCAAGAAGAAGUGUGGGGAGCCAUGCAGCCCCUGUGUAGAGCCCUGUGUCUGGCACUGCCAGCACUACCAGUGCACCAGACUCUGCUCUGAGCCCUGCAACCGACCCCCAUGCAAUGUGCCUUGUACUGAGCUGUUGGCCUGUGGCCAUCCUUGCAUUGGUUUGUGUGGGGAACCAUGUCCCAGUAAAUGCCGUGUUUGCCACCACGACGAAGUCACCCAGAUCUUCUUUGGCUAUGAAGACGAGCCUGAUGCUCGCUUUGUUCAGCUUGAGGACUGCAGCCACAUCUUUGAAGUGCAUGCCCUGGACCGCUACAUGAUUGAGCAGAAGGAUGACGAAGUGGCCAUAAGGUUAAAGGUCUGUCCGAUCUGCCAGGUGCCCAUCCGCAAAAACCUAAGAUAUGGAACCAGCAUCAAGCAGCGGCUAGAAGAGAUUGAGAUUAUCAAGAAGAAGAUUCAGGGCUCAGCAGGAGACACAGGAGCUCAUCAGGAACAUCUUAAGGGCUUGCUAGAGAAAGAGAGCCUCCAUUACCACCUGCGUCAUGAAGAACUCCAGAUGCUAGAGGAGAAGCUGGCUCAGAAAAACCUGUCAGCAAAGGAGCUGGUCCUUGUGGAGAAUUACAUCAACUUCUUUAACCACCUGGCUGGCCUAAAGGACUCCCUGAGAAAGUAUCAUGUUUCUGGAGGAGAAUGGGGAGUGGGGAUGCGCCUAAAUCAGGUCUAUGAAUGGAUAGCCAAAAAGCGUUUGAGCUUCACCAGCCAGGAACUGGAUGACCUUCAAAGCGAAUUGCAGAGACUCAAGUACCUGGUGAACCUCCUGACCCGAUGUAAGAUGGCAAAAGAAAAGGCAAAAGAGGUCGCACAAGAGGUCCUCAGUGUUAGGCAGAUCCUGGAGAAAACAUGUAAGUUCACAGAAGAGGAUAAACAGCUUGUGAAGAAAAUGAUGGAAGCUCUGAAAGCCUCGCUUCCCUGCUCUGGUCUGGGCAUCUCUGAAGAAGAACGACUGCAGAUCGUCAAAGCCAUUGGUUUCCCUAAAGGCCACUGGUUCAAGUGCCCCAAUGGCCACAUCUAUGUGAUUAGUGAGUGUGGAGGGGCCACACAGAGGAGCACAUGUCCUGAUUGUAAGGAGGUGAUUGGCGGCAUAAAUCAUACUCUGGAAAGUAGCAAUCAGCUUGCUUCUGAGAUGGAUGGAGCUCAGCACCCUGCAUGGUCUGACACAGCCAACAAUAUGAUGAACUUUGAAGAGAUCCGAAGAAUGCUCUAGGAAGACAGCACACUGCGGCCUUUUGCCCUGGCCACCAUCUGGUUGCAGCUGGCUGCCUUAGGGAUAAGUGAAAGCCUACUUUGUACUAUUGUCUUUAAUCUUAGCACCUAUUCAAGGAUCCACUUCUAGGGCUUGCCCACAUUUCUAGGUUUACCCCUGCGCUAGAAUAAGCACUUUACCUCCAAAACUGAGAGCAAAGUUAAUAUUUCUCCUCUCGUUAGUGGACAGAUUCCCCAGAGUUAAUCUGGGGUUUCCACCUAGGGCUCUCUAGUGGCAUCUCUGAGUCCUGUCUUGAUCUUUCUUCAGCACUCUAGGGUCACAGAGUAUGACUUUCAAAUUAGUAGGCUUUAUAAUUCCUAGGCUAUACUUGCAGACUAACGUUAUGUCUAAUAACAAGAGGCCCAGAGUUGUUUAUCCUUUGUGGAGCACAAGUAUCCUACCUGCCUUCCUCCUUGAGGCAAGUGAUAUAACAAAUAACUUCUCUAACACUGGCCCAAUCUCAUCAUCAUUGGGGCGGGGGAGGCAGAAUGUGAGCAUUCACAGCUGGGGGCUUAUACAGUCAGCCAGGAAUGAUUCCUGUGCCCUUUGGGGUGAUGAUUUGCAGUAGCAAUGCUGGUGCACAGGGGACUCAAAUGGAACUGAACAGACACUUGUUACACAUUAUCCAAAGCGUGAAUCUUGUCUCAAUACCCUCUGCAGCUUUUGCCUGGGCAGGGUUAGCAUGAGAGCAGCUUCUGCAGGCCCCAGACCCUUGCUGAAAGCCAGCUCCCCAGGCCUGCAGUCUGCCUACAUAUUCUCAGUCCAGUGUUCCCUAGAAUAAACACCUAGGCAUCUCAGGUCUUUCUAAUAUUAGCAAGAAAAAGUUCUUUUUUUCCUAUGUAUGCAGUUCCUUUUUGUCUUUACUAUGCACUUUAGCCUAUAAAGCCAAUUAAUAAAAACAGGAAAAAAAU
Suncus etruscus (white-toothed pygmy shrew) is the source of this 6833-nucleotide messenger RNA. RefSeq names its product zinc finger NFX1-type containing 1 (gene ZNFX1). The record is from RefSeq and is a predicted model, not a curated record. Gene Ontology annotation, molecular function: helicase activity; zinc ion binding. Gene Ontology annotation, cellular component: nuclear RNA-directed RNA polymerase complex; nucleus. Gene Ontology annotation, biological process: regulatory ncRNA-mediated heterochromatin formation. The transcript is spliced from 13 exons. The coding region runs from base 85 to 5883 and encodes 1932 amino acids. Lineage: Eukaryota; Metazoa; Chordata; Mammalia; Eulipotyphla; Soricidae.